UCUGUCUUCGAAAAGUAGACUCCCAGCUGGCCCAUUUGUACGUACGUGUCAUCUUAUAGCCGCAUACCCAAAUUUGUACGGUGACAGUAGUAGCCAUGGCCAAAAAUGCUAAUGACUUGAUGGAAUACUUCCUGGAGAAUGACGAUGAAGGUGAUGUUGAGGAUAAUCCAAACACAAGCGGUGGUGAUGAUGAUGACGAUGAUGAUAAAGGUGGAGAUGAUUGUGGUGCUCAAAAGUUGCCUUCCUCUUCGUCUUCGUCUCCAUUCUUCUCCCAGCAAUGGCCUCAGAGUUUCAGGGAAACGAUUGACUCAUACUCAAUUGCUGCAUCACCAAACCUAGGCCUUUUGAGGCGUGGAUCGAGCUCCACAGUUUUACCUUAUGAUACAAAUAAAAGGUUUAUUAACUCUGAUGAAAAGACACGUUUUCUCUCUGGAGCUACAAAACCCAUCCAGAACAGUUUUGGGGAUGGAAUCUCAUCAAAACAGUCAUCAUACUAUGAAAAAGCUGCUUUUCAUGAAAAACUCACAGGGGAGCUUCCUCUUAGCCAUGGAUGUAGCUUCACGCAAACGGUAAUAAAUGGGCUCAAUGUCAUGGCUGGAAUUGGCCUUCUUUCUACUCCUUUCACUGUAAAAGCAGCUGGCUGGGCUAGCAUUGUGGUUUUGGUAUUUUUUGCUGUUACUUGUUGCUAUACAGCGUCUCUUAUGAAGCAUUGUUUUGAGAGCAAAGAUGGCAUGGCAACUUAUCCUGAUAUGGGUGAAGCUGCGUUCGGAAGAUGUGGGCGCAUUAUCACAUCUAUGCUUUUGUUUACGGAAUUAUAUACAUACUGUGUAGAGUUUAUCAUAUUGGAGGGAGAUAAUCUCACAACUUUAUUUCCUGGAGCUUCCUUCAACUGGAAUGGUCUAAAUCUUGAUUCUACACAUUUAUUUGGACUUCUAACUGCUCUGAUAGUUCUACCAACCCUCUUUUUGAGGGAUGUUCGGUUAAUAUCAUAUCUUUCAGCUUGUGGUGUUGUUGCAACUAUAGCCAUUGUAGUUUCUGUAGCAUUACUCAGUGCUGUAGAUGGUAUUGGAACUCCCCAAACAGGUCAAUUGGUGAAUUGGAGUGGCAUCCCGUUUGCUAUUGGUGUGUACGGAUUUUGUUAUUCUGGACACUCUGUCUUCCCCAAUAUCUACCAAUCAAUGGCCAACAAAAAACAAUUCACUAAGGCAAUGAUCAUUUGCUUUGUUUUGUGUGUUGCACUAUAUGGGAGUGUGGCAGUAAUGGGAUAUCUAUUGUACGGUCAGAGCACGCUGUCUCAGAUCACUCUGAAUAUGUCGCCUGAUUCUAUUCCUUCAAAGAUUGCUGUGUGGACAACGAUUAUCAACCCUUUCACAAAAUAUGCACUUAUGAUGAAUCCACUGGCUAGAGCCCUUGAGGAGUUGCUGCCAGAGAGAAUAUCAAGUAGCUUCUUGUGUUUUGUUAUGCUAAGGACAUUGCUUCUCAUUUCAACUGUUUGUGUUGCAUUUCUUCUUCCUUUCUUUGGCCUUGUGAUGGCUUUAAUCGGCUCUCUUCUCAGUAUAUUACUGGCGGUUAUAGUACCGAGUGUGUGUUUUCUGAAGAUCAUGGGUAAGAAAGUUACAAAGACACAGAGGGCUAUUAGUAUUGCAGUAGUGAUUGUGGGCAUCAUAAGUGCAGCUCUGGGGACAUAUUCUUCUGUCUCAAAAAUCGUAAAGCAAUAUUGAUUGAAAAUCGAGACAAAAGUUGCAAUCAAGUUUUCCUUUUUCCUAUCAAUGGUUCUCACCUUAUACUACGUAUCACGUAUGUAAUAAUAAUAAUACAUCGCGUGCUAGUUGAGUUUCCCAUUAUUGUCCAACUUACAAAAAUCGAAGUUAAACCUUCGGCAUGGAGGUUUUUCAAAAAUAAUACUCUCACCCUCCUGAAAUACCGAAUUGAAUUGCAAACUUUGACCGGUACAAGGAAUAAGGAAUGACAAUAAAUGAUACUUGUUUGUUACACUUUUGUCC
Molecule: messenger RNA, 2003 nt
Organism: Cuscuta europaea
Lineage: Eukaryota; Viridiplantae; Streptophyta; Magnoliopsida; Solanales; Convolvulaceae
Source: the annotation of a GenBank genome assembly